CUAAUUUUCUAACAGCCAAUAAACCAAAAAAUAAAAAGAGGAAACAAAAUGCCGCCGGUUGGGUGAGUGAGUGGAGGGGUUUUUGUUUUUGGGUGAAAGGAGAGGAAAGAAAUUAUUUAGGGAGUGCCGCCGGUUUGUGAGAGAGCUGCCAGUUAGUGAGGGGGAAAGGAGGGGCUGGUGCUGCCGGUUUGUGAGAGAGAAGGAAGGGCUGUGCCGCCGGUUUGGGAGAGAGCUUAGGAGGGAUAAAGCCACCGGUUUAUGAGAAAGCCAAGGAGGGAUAGUGUUGCCGGCGUUGAGAGUGAAGGACAAAGGAUGGAGGAUGCAAUCAUGGUGAGAAAGAGAUCUGGUGAAGGGAAAGAAAUGGGAGCAUAAGUGGCGGAAGAAAGAGGAAAGAAGGGGGAAGGUAGAAAGUUUUAUACUUUGAGCAGAAAAGUGCUGCUUCCAGAGGAGUAAAAUCACUCCUUUGAUCUUCCAACAGUGCCAUUAGCAAGAGGGUGUCCGGCGGGUUACAACAAACUACUUGGGUCACCACCUAAGCCCAAGCUAGGACAAAAAGGGAGAGAAGUCUUUUCAAGCGAUGAACAAAGGUACGGGAGUGGGAACUGGGCCAACGGCGGCGGCUGCAGCGGCAGCGGCACAGAAGCAAAAAACUAUGAUGCAGAGAGUGGAAACCGACAUCGUCAACAUCGUCGACAAUUUCACCCAGCUUGUUAAUGUUGCCCGGGUAAAUGAUCCACCAGUUCGAAAUUCACAAGAAGCUUUCAUGAUGGAGAUGCGUGCAGCCAGAAUGGUCCAGGCAGCUGAUUCUUUGCUUAAGUUGGUGUCGGAGCUGAAGCAGACGGCAAUCUUUUCAGGAUUUGCAUCUCUUAAUGACCAUGUGGAGCAAAGAAGUGUUGAGUUUGACCAGCAAGCAGAAAAAACAGACCGAAUGCUGGCCAGGAUUGGAGAGGAGGCAGCAGCGAGCCUCAAGGAGCUUGAAUCUCAUCAUUAUUCUUCUGCACGGAGGACAGCCGAAUCUCCUUAGCCCAUAGAAACAGCUUGUUGUAUGUCUUGAAACGAGACGCGUACCAUGGCUAAUGAUGCUACAUGAACUUGGUUUCACCUCCUUCUCUGAUGAGGGCCAUGCUGAAAGUGAAAUGGCCCCAACAUAACCAAAAUGUUGGUGUUUGUCAAGUUCUUGAUGAAGAUUUGUUUUAUACACUUAAAAGUAACAAGAAAUCUGAUUCCGAUAUCUGAGGACAUGAUUUAGGACUCAGAAAGAAAUCCUUUCAUGUGUUAUACUUGCGAAAUUGUAAAUCUGGGAAGCAUAUAACAUGUUACACCUGGGAAAUUCAGAAGAUUA
Theobroma cacao (cacao) is the source of this 1342-nucleotide messenger RNA. RefSeq names its product mediator of RNA polymerase II transcription subunit 22b-like. Gene Ontology annotation, molecular function: transcription coregulator activity. The record is from RefSeq and is a predicted model, not a curated record. Gene Ontology annotation, cellular component: mediator complex. Gene Ontology annotation, biological process: regulation of transcription by RNA polymerase II. NCBI's taxonomy places the organism in Eukaryota, Viridiplantae, Streptophyta, Magnoliopsida, Malvales, Malvaceae.